CUUCGGAGCGAUAAGUUGAAAACCUUCAGGAGAGAAGAACACAGCAGGGCUGCGCGGGAAUCGAACACGCGCACUAAACGCCACAGCGACACACGCCUCGCACGUCCGGACCGCAGCGGAAACCUUCACUCCAAACAUGAAGUCUCCUAAACUGGCGCGCCAAGCCAAGCUAAUGGACGUGGGCGACCUGGACGACGUGCUGUGGGAGUUCGAUGCCGUGAUCGAGGACUUCACGUCUCCGCUGGAGAAGUGUCACUUUCGCUAUGACGAGCACCUGAGGACGGUGAAAAGGCGGAGCAGCGCCAGCGUCAGCGACAGCGGCAUCAGCGACACUGACAGCGCAGACUCGCUAAACCGAAACAGCUUCAGUCUGAGCGACGAGAGGCUCCACUCGCCCACCGGGCCGUCCCCGAUGCCCACCUCGCCCACGCUGAUGUCACCGAAACCCAAACUGGGUGACACCAAAGACCUGGAGGACUUCAUCGCAGACUUGGACAAGACUUUAGAGAGCAUGUGACAUGGGGACUGGCAGCAGUCUUGGAGCCCCCCGCCCCCCACAUACCUGCCCCCCACAUACCUGCCCCCUGACUGAACCACGCCCACCUGCUAAGCGGCCAACAGGAAGCAGCUGCUUGUUGGCUCCACGUUGUCCUGGAGUCUAGUCCACGCUCUAGUCUACUGGCUCCACGCCACCUGCCGCAGCGACUGGACUGUCUGCCACACUGGAAUAUUAUAAUUAUUAUACUAUUAUUAUUAUUAUUAUUAUGAUGAUGAUACUGUAUUUGUUAUUAUGGCCACAAAUAAGAUCAGCUUAGAAUCCCUCACGAAAAAAGUUGUUGUUUUUGUAAAAGGAAUAUAUUUGUAAUUUUAUAGAGCUUGAUAUUGUAAAUGCAUUGGUCUUUUUUCUGAUAUAUAUAUUUUUGUACCAGAUGUAAAUACUAAUUAUUGAAAUGGUCACAAAAUGUUGGUGAAAAAUACGAAGAAAUGUAUGGAAAGCAAUAUUAUGACAGCUAACAUCUGCCUGACAUCACAUUAAAAAUGAGGUUGUUCAUAAAAUA
Nerophis ophidion (straightnose pipefish) is the source of this 1058-nucleotide messenger RNA. It is a transcript of the gene rgcc, whose product is annotated as regulator of cell cycle. The transcript is spliced from 5 exons. The record is from RefSeq and is a predicted model, not a curated record. Gene Ontology annotation, biological process: regulation of cell cycle. NCBI's taxonomy places the organism in Eukaryota, Metazoa, Chordata, Actinopteri, Syngnathiformes, Syngnathidae. Bases 137 to 517 code for a protein of 126 amino acids.